This is a messenger RNA of Dromaius novaehollandiae (emu), 3019 nucleotides long. RefSeq names its product solute carrier family 7 member 3 (gene SLC7A3). The coding region runs from base 593 to 2506 and encodes 637 amino acids. Gene Ontology annotation, biological process: L-arginine import across plasma membrane; L-ornithine transmembrane transport. NCBI's taxonomy places the organism in Eukaryota, Metazoa, Chordata, Aves, Casuariiformes, Dromaiidae. The record is from RefSeq and is a predicted model, not a curated record. Gene Ontology annotation, molecular function: L-ornithine transmembrane transporter activity; L-arginine transmembrane transporter activity; L-lysine transmembrane transporter activity. Gene Ontology annotation, cellular component: plasma membrane. The transcript has 13 exons.
GGGCGAGCGCCGGGGCCGGUUUCCGGGGCUCGGCCCGGGGCGGCGCGAUCCGGCAUCCGGCGGGCGGAGCCGCACCACCCUCCUACCCCCGCGGCGGCGGCAGCGGCAUUCCCGGGGUGAGCGGAGCCGAGCGGGACCCGACCCGACCCGAGCGGACCGGACCGGACCGGGCCGAGCGGACCGAGCCGCACCGCACCGCACCGCACCGCACCGAGGCGCCGAUGCCGAGGGAAACGCGGGAAUAGCCGCCAGGAAGAGCGUGCCAGGAGGCAGCAGCGCCGGGCCGGGCUCAUGCCGAGAUGCUCCAGCAUCACCGGCUGGGAUUGCGAACGGUGCUCCCGGGAGCCCGCCGGCCUGCACAGCUGCCGCCGCUGCCUAUCCGGCCACGCGUGCCCGUGCUGGGCGCAGCAUGGAUGCUGGGAGCGAAGGAGGACUUGCCGUGUCCCGGUGACUCAGCCCGCUGCCGAAGCUUCGCCGGCAGCUGCGGGAACGCUUGUCUGCCUGCCAUCGCCUCUGCCCGCCCACGCGCCGGGCUGCCGGGAUGUGCCAGCAGGGGUUUUGAACAGCUGAGCACCACCCGCAAGAGGACAAGAUGUUUGGGGGAAAAAUGACCAGCGUCGGGAAGAAGCUGAUCCGCCGGCGGGUGGUGGAUCUGAGCUCCGAGGAGACGCGUUUCGCUCGCUGCCUCUCCACGCUGGACCUCAUCGCUCUGGGCGUGGGCAGCACGCUGGGGGCCGGCGUCUACGUGCUGGCAGGGGAGGUGGCCAAGGAGAUGGCUGGCCCCUCCAUCGUCCUCUGCUUCCUGGUGGCCGCGCUGUCCUCGGUGCUGGCCGGGCUCUGCUACGCCGAGUUUGGGGCCCGCGUCCCCAAGACGGGCUCUGCCUACCUCUACAGCUACGUCACCGUGGGCGAGAUCUGGGCUUUCACCACCGGCUGGAACCUCAUCCUCUCCUACGUGAUAGGCACGGCCAGCGUGGCCCGUGCGUGGAGCGCGGCCUUCGACAACAUCAUCGGCAACCACAUCUCCACCUUCUUCAUGAACAAGACCACGGUGCACCUGCCCGGGGUGCUGGCCGAGCGCCCCGACUUCUUCGCCCUGAUCCUCAUCGGGCUGCUCACAGUGCUGCUGGCUUUCGGCGUCAGCGAGUCCGCCCUGGUGAACAAGAUCUUCACGGCGGUCAACCUGGUGGUGCUGGGCUUCGUCAUCAUCGCCGGCUUCGUGAAGGGACACAUCAGGAACUGGCAGCUCACGGAGGAGGACUACGUGAACCUCUCGCACCUGGACGUGCCGGAGGACAGCAGAAAAGAGGCCUUCGGCUCGGGCGGGUUCAUCCCCUUCGGACUGGAAGGGAUCCUGACGGGCGCUGCCACGUGCUUUUACGCCUUCGUGGGGUUCGACUGCAUCGCCACCACGGGGGAGGAGGCCAGGAACCCGCAGCGCUCCAUCCCCAUCGGCAUCAUCGUGUCCCUCCUCAUCUGCUUCGUGGCCUACUUCGGCGUCUCGGCGGCGCUCACCCUCAUGGUGCCCUACUUCCUCCUCAACAAGGAGAGCCCGCUGCCCGAGGCCUUCAAGGCGGUGGGCUGGGAGCCGGCGCGCUACGCCGUCGCCGUCGGCUCGCUCUGCGCCCUCUCCACCAGCUUGCUGGGCUCCAUGUUCCCCAUGCCCCGCGUGAUCUACGCCAUGGCCGAGGACGGGCUGCUCUUCAAGUCCCUCGCCAGGAUCAACAGCCGCACGAAGACGCCGCUGUUCGCCACCGUCGCCUCGGGGCUGCUGGCCGCGGUGAUGGCCUUCCUGUUUGACCUGAAGGACCUGGUGGACCUCAUGUCCAUCGGCACGCUGCUGGCCUACUCGCUGGUGGCCGUGUGCGUGCUCAUUCUCCGGUACCAGGCCGGGCAGCUGAACUCGCCGAAGGCCGUGGAGAUGCUGGAGCUGAACGGGAGCGAGGAGGAGAGGGUGGUCAUGAACCCGUCCAUCACCGCCACGGCGGGAGACAAGCGGGAAGAGAAGCUGUCCCUGGCGAUGCUCUUCAACCCGCCCUCGGACACCCCUACGGCGCUCUCGGGCCGCGUCGUCUACGUGUGUGUCUCGGUCAUCGCCGCGCUGGUCACCGUCAUCUGCGUGGUCCUGACGCUCAAGGUGAACGAGCUGAAGGCCGGCAGCGCGGGCUGGGUCGUGGCCCUGGUGCUGCUCGUCGUCGCCCUGCUCAUCCCCACCGUCAUCGUCUGGAGGCAGCCGCAGAGCAACGCACGCCUGAAUUUCAAGGUCCCUUUCCUCCCGCUCCUGCCGCUCUUCAGCAUCUUCGUUAACGUCCUGCUCAUGGUGCAGCUGAGCGCCGGCACCUGGGCGCGCUUCGCCAUCUGGAUGGCCGUGGGUUUCAUAAUUUACUUCAGCUACGGGAUUCGGAACAGCGCGGAAGAGAAAAACGCCAGGCAACCCGGUGCCGCGGUGGAUAAACCUCCACGCCGUCCCGGACUGGACCCGAGCCCCGAGGCUGCUGCGGUCUGAGCCGGUUGCACCGGACCCUGUGGACCUCUGCCAGCGUUUCUGCCCCAGGAUGCGGCCGCUGAGCACGGGGGGGGACACGUGCUGGCAGCCCCGACAGCGGAGCCUGCUCGGCGCUGCCCUUCUCCCCGCGGAGCGGCGGUUGCGGAGACGGGUCCCCGGGCCGGGUGGUCCCCGCCGCGGACGAGCGGCACCGCGCCGGUCUCUGCAAUCCCGCCGCCGCUGCUUGGCCCCCCCGCGAUAGCGCAGCUGUAUUUAUUCCCUCUGUCCCCGUGGCUGUGGUGGCCGCCGUGCGUUUCCCGAGCGCCGGGCCGGUGCCUGGAGCGCGGCAGAGCCCAGCCGCUCCCCGGGUUCGGCCCCCGCGCUGCCCCGCGCCCUGCGUGAACGUCUCGCUCUGGCGCCCGCGGGAACGGCAGCAGCGCCGCUGUGUUGGUGUCCAAACUCGUACGCCUUUGUAUAAUUGGUGUUUUAAUGUCGACUUUUUUUUUUAACCUAUUAAACUAAGUGGUUUUUUAA